Molecule: messenger RNA, 402 nt
Organism: Colletotrichum higginsianum IMI 349063
Lineage: Eukaryota; Fungi; Ascomycota; Sordariomycetes; Glomerellales; Glomerellaceae
Product: 4f5 domain protein
Exons: 3
Coding region: 1-402 (133 amino acids)
Source: RefSeq, a predicted model, not a curated record
AUGACCCGCGGCAACCAGCGUGACAAGGCCCGUGAGGCGGCUCAGAAGAAGGCUGCUUCUCAGAAAAAGGGAAACUCGAUGAGCGGCACCGAGAUGCAGCGCGCCAAGGAGACCGCCGCCGAGAUCAUGCGGCAGAAGCAGGCCGCCGAGGAGGAGGAGGAGGAGGAGGAGGAGGAGGAGGAGGAGGAGGAGGAGGAAGAGAGUACUGGAAGGGGGCCGGUGGUAGUCAAUGAUUCCCGACGUAUCGUACCUUUUGAUCUCCCCGCCCCUCCGGUUUCCGGACGCCGUGCGGCGGCGGAUUCUUUUCGUUGCUCCGGGACGUUGAUCCACGCUGCCCCCUUCUUCCGGCUCCUGUUUCAUCACGCCGCCUCUGGCCACCUCGGCAUGGAGGAAGGUGGGUGA